AUGGCGCCAGACACAACAUCGAUCCCCGGUUACACGAUCUUUCGUAAGGAAGACUACGACAGUGCCGCAGCUGCCGCGGUGACACCACAAGGAAUUCCUCAUCCACUUGAUCAGCUAUCGAUUGCAGAGAUCCCAGUGGCGGCAGCAUUGUUCCGCGAAUACGCCAGUCCGAAGCAACUCAAAUUUAACUGCAUCACUCUCCGUGAGCCUAAGAAGCAAGAGUAUGCCGCUUUCAAACAAGGGAAUGGGCCACGUCCCGACCGUCGCGCGUUCGCCAUUGUCAUCGACCGGCAGUCCGGGAGAAUCGCUGAGGCCGUUGCCAAUCUGACCAAGUCCAAGGUAGAAGAGUGGAAGGACGUCAAUGACGCCAUGCCAACUCUCACCCUCGAAGAUCUGGAUAUCUUGGAGGGCCUUGCGCGCAAGGAUCCUCGCGUUAUCCAAGCAUGCAAGGAGAUCGGAAUCACCGACAUGUCAAAGGUGUACAUUGAUGCCUGGGCGAUCGGCAUUGACGAGCGUUGGGGCUUUGAGCGUCGUCUCCAGCAGGGUCUGGCAUACUACCGUCACUCUGAGUUCGAUAAUCAGUACGCCCAUCCUUUGGACUUCUCGAUCGUUGCCGAUACCGAGCGAGAGGAGAUCCUCAGUGUGGAUGUCCGCUAUGUGAAUGGAGAACGCACAGCCAUGCCGCUUACCGAGCACAACUACCUGCCCCAGUUUAUUGGAGACAAGUACAACCAUGACCGACUAAAACCUAUCGAUAUCACCCAACCUCAAGGUGUCUCGUUCCAGAUGAAGGGUAAUGAGCUUUCCUGGGCCGGCUACAAGAUGCACAUCGGGUUCAACUACCGAGAGGGUAUCGUCAUCUCAGACGUCCGCGCGCAUGAUCCUUACCAAGACCGCGAGCGUACUUUGUUUAACCGAAUCAGUGUGGUCGAGAUGGUGGUGCCUUAUGGUUGCCCCGAAAAGCCUCACCACAAGAAGCAUGCAUUUGAUGUGGGUGAGUAUGGAAGUGGCUUCAUGAGCAACUCAUUGAAGCUUGGUUGUGAUUGCAAGGGCGCGAUUCAUUACCUGGAUGGAGUGAUGGCCCUUGCAAGUGGUGAGGCCGCAGUUGUCAAGAACGCCAUCUGCAUUCAUGAAGAGGAUAAUGGCCUUCUGUAUAAACACACAGACUUCCGAGACGGCACAGUGAUCUCCGCCCGCGAUCGGAAACUCAUCAUCUCGCAAAUCAUCACCGCGGCCAACUAUGACUAUGGCUUCUAUCAUAUCUUCUCUCUUGACGGAACCUACAAGCUCGAAGUUAAGCUCACCGGCAUGUUAAACACAUACCCGUUGCAUUCCACCGAACAGGCUGCACCAUACGGAACCGAAGUAGCUCCUCAAAUCACUGCCCAUAACCAUCAACACAUCUUCUCACUGCGUAUUGAUCCCGAGGUGGAUGGCCAAAACAACUCCGUUGUCCAAAACGACGCUGUUGCAUCAGACUAUCCAGUGGGAUCUCCGCAGAACUUCUACGGCAAUGCCUUCUACAGCAAGAAGACACCACUUCGCACAUCCCUGGAAGGUGCCGCUGAUUACUGCUAUGAAACCAAUCGGACAUGGGAUAUCAUCAACCCGAACUCCAUUAACCCAUCUGCUAAGAAGCCCGUUGGGUUCAAGAUCAUCAACACAUCCUGCCCUCCCUUGUUAGCGAAACCGGGUGGUGUCGUCCACACGCGCGCUGCAUUCGCACGCAAGCCUCUAUGGGUGCUUCCCUACAAGGAUUAUGAAUUGUUUCCUGCCGGGAACUACGUCUGCCAGUCGACUGGUCAGGAGAAUCACCCUCACAAUGAGACCAUUCUUGACUGGGCAAAGAGGAAUGAGUCUAUCGAGAACACAGAUAUCGUCUGUUACCUCCAGUUUGGCCUGACCCAUUUCCCACGCACUGAGGAUUUCCCCAUCAUGCCAGCUGAGCCUGUCAGCAUCAUGCUACGCGCUUCGAACUUCUUUAUCAAGAAUCCUGGUCUUUGGGUUCCUCCUUCGUCAGUGUGUGUUGAUACUAUGUCGCGCAACGCUUUCUCUACUUCAUGCUGUGCGGGCAGUAAGCCAGGGGAUAGCUCCAGGUUGUAG
Aspergillus oryzae RIB40 is the source of this 2103-nucleotide messenger RNA. Its product is annotated as peroxisomal copper amine oxidase. The transcript has 2 exons. Gene Ontology annotation, biological process: amine metabolic process. The record is from RefSeq and is a predicted model, not a curated record. Bases 1 to 2103 code for a protein of 700 amino acids. Gene Ontology annotation, molecular function: primary methylamine oxidase activity; copper ion binding; quinone binding. NCBI's taxonomy places the organism in Eukaryota, Fungi, Ascomycota, Eurotiomycetes, Eurotiales, Aspergillaceae.